Messenger RNA from Sycon ciliatum, 1196 nucleotides. RefSeq names its product derlin-1-like. Gene Ontology annotation, biological process: endoplasmic reticulum unfolded protein response. The transcript has 6 exons. Bases 131 to 898 code for a protein of 255 amino acids. Gene Ontology annotation, molecular function: ubiquitin-specific protease binding; misfolded protein binding. NCBI's taxonomy places the organism in Eukaryota, Metazoa, Porifera, Calcarea, Leucosolenida, Sycettidae. Gene Ontology annotation, cellular component: Hrd1p ubiquitin ligase ERAD-L complex; endoplasmic reticulum membrane. The record is from RefSeq and is a predicted model, not a curated record.
UAAUACAAAUCAGUUAUCUCAACAGCCAAACUCGUAGUUCAUAGGUUAUUGCUUCUCUUGAACGAAGUGUCCACCCCAAGGUUGUCUCAAAGAUAUAGAAAGUUUGUCGUCAGGUGUCCAGUUAGCCGCCAUGGCGGAAGGGAGUGAUAUCAGUGACUGGUUCCGUAGUAUUCCUGUAAUUACACGAUAUUGGUUUGCAGCAUCAGUAUGUCUCCCAGUCCUUGGCAGCUUCGGAUUGCUGCCAAUGCGCCUACUGUUCCUGCUCUACGAGCCAAUUGUGUAUAAUUUCCAGUUCUGGAGACCGAUUACUGCCGUCUUCUUCUAUCCUAUUACACCCAUGACCGGGUUCUCAUAUUUAAUCAACCUCUACUUUCUGUACAGCUACUCCACUAGAUUAGAGACAGGUAUCUUUGAUCGCCGUCCUGCUGACUAUUUGUUCAUGCUGAUCUUCUGCUGGCUGUUGCUGGUUAUUGCUGGAUUCAUGGUACCGCUGAUAUUGCUGAUGAACCCACUCAUCAUGACCGUACUCUAUGUGUGGGCACAACUCAACCGCGAUAUGAUUGUCAGUUUCUUCUUCGGCACGCAGUUCAAGGCUAUGUAUCUCCCUUGGGUGUUGAUGGCGUUCAAUUUCAUCACACGGGGCGGCUGGAAAGAAGAGCUCGUUGGUAUUCUUGUUGGGCAUGCAUACUUCUUUUUGGCCUUCAAGUACCCACAGGACUUCGGUGGACAGAAUUACCUUCAAACGCCUCAAAUCCUAUACAAUUAUUUACCCACCGUUCGAGGUGGUGUUAGUGGAUUUGGUCAGGCCCCUGCUUCUCGCCGGCCAGCUCAGGAGAACAACGAUGCACCUAGACAGCGCCACACCUGGGGAUCGGGUCAAACUCUCGGUGGUCAGUAGGGCUGCUCCCUACUUACGCCCCUUCCUUGUUUUUGCCAGCCGACGAACGACUACAAUUCAACACAGACUGAGAUACUUCCUUUCCCAGCGCCAAUGAGAACCCCACCCAAUAGCUUCAUGAUUUUUCACACACAAUAAUUAAUAAUGUGUACAGUUUCCGCUUGCUUCGGUGUAUAAAACGUUUGCUAUAUUGAGAAUGUGACAUUAUGCUUGUUUUAUUUUUUUGCAUUGCAACAAAUGUCAGCAUACAAACUUUAAAAAAAAACUUUUGAAAUUUAAAAAAUGACAUAGAAAAGGA